Messenger RNA from Colletotrichum chrysophilum, 660 nucleotides. RefSeq lists its product as uncharacterized. The record is from RefSeq and is a predicted model, not a curated record. The transcript has 2 exons. Bases 1 to 660 code for a protein of 219 amino acids. Lineage: Eukaryota; Fungi; Ascomycota; Sordariomycetes; Glomerellales; Glomerellaceae.
AUGCCUUCUCAAGCUGUUAAACGCAUCAGCAUCCGCUGGCAUCCUGAACCAGCAUACGAGGAUACCGACACAAUCGCCCUCAAUGUCGGCGGCUACUUCAUCGACUUACGAGUCACGAGAGAAGAUCAAACCAUACAAUGGAGCCGCGCCGGGGAACGCAUCAUGUUGAAACAAUCUCCCCCAACUUUUCGGUGGACGCACAUCAUUGAUUCGCUUGACCUCAUCGUUCCUGAUGACGCUUACUUCAACAAAUUACCCAACGGAGACGAUUUGGAGAUUGGAACGACCCCCUGCCCGCACAAGGGCGGUGCGCCGACGGACUAUGAAGAGGUCUGGCGGGACAUCACAUCGAAGAGUGCACCAAGCGAGAUGUCGUGGAUUCUUCAGAGUGAAGAUGGAAACAUUUUUAUUGGAAAGGUCGGAGGCAUGUUUUUGGCUAUUCAGAAGUUCCCCGACGGCUCAUUCUCGGCUCGCCGGGAGGAUCGCAACGUUUCUAGCGCAAACUGGGAGGUUUCUUUCGAGUCUGGGGAUGUCUCAAGACUUCCACGAGCUUUUCAGGCCGUUGAGGUCAUGGAGAGAGACAGCCAAAUUUGGGCUGCAAAUCAAGAGAUCACCAUAAACGGAGGAAGUUAUGUUGUCAGAGGCGUCAGUUCCGACUGA